This is a messenger RNA of Arabidopsis lyrata subsp. lyrata, 2188 nucleotides long. Its product is annotated as vicilin-like seed storage protein At2g18540. The transcript has 6 exons. Lineage: Eukaryota; Viridiplantae; Streptophyta; Magnoliopsida; Brassicales; Brassicaceae. The record is from RefSeq and is a predicted model, not a curated record.
UUUGAGUAUCAGCGUAUGCAACAAACGAUGAGAUUUAAGAUACUACCAUUGUUCAUUUUCCUCUCUCUUGUUACCUUGUUCAUCUGCACAGAUUCGUUUUCGGACCAAAAUGGCGUUGUUCCGAGCUCUGAUUCGUCGUUUUCAUCGCCACUUCUGGUCAAGAAGGACCAACGCACGCCAAUCGUCGCGACGGAGUAUGGAGAAAUAUCAGCCGUCCAGAUCGGUGAUGGGUAUCAUCUUCAGUUCAUAACAUUGGAGCCAAACGCACUCUUGCUUCCUCUUCUUCUCCAUUCCGACAUGGUUUUCUUUGUUCACACUGGUACUGGGAUUCUGAAUUGGAUCGACGAGGAGAGCGAGAGGACGUUGGAAUUAAGACGAGGAGAUGUUUACAGGCUACGUUCCGGUACAGUCUUCUAUGUACAUAGCAACGAAGAUUCAGACAAACUUAGGGUUUACGUAAUCUUCGAUGUGGGGAAGUGUUUAAACGAUCCGUGUCUUGGAGCCUACUCGAGUGUUAGAGACCUUUUAUUGGGCUUCGACGAUAGAACUCUCCGGUCAGCUUUUGCGGUUCCUGAGGAUAUUUUGAGGAAGAUAAGAGAAGCAACAAAACCUCCGUUGAUUGUAAAUGCUCUGCCGAGAAACAGAACACAAGGCUCGGGGGAGGAUAAGUGGCAAUCACAGCUCGUUAGGCUUUUUGUCAGAGCUGAAGACGUCACUGAUCAUUUGGCGAUGAAACCAAUCGUUGAUACUAAUAAAAAGAAAUCAAGAACGUUCAAUGUUUUUGAGGAAGACCCGGACUUUGAGAACAUCAAUGGUCGGAGCAUAGUGGUAGACGAGAAGGAUUUGGAUGCUUUAAAGGGUUCAAGAUUUGGGGUUUUUAUGGUUAAUCUGACUAAGGGAUCGAUGAUGGGACCGCAUUGGAACCCUAGUGCUUGUGAGAUAUCGAUUGUGUUACAAGGGGAAGGCAUGAUUCGGGUGGUUAACCAACAGUCGUUGUCUUCUUGCAAGAACAAUAGCAAGAGCGAGAGCUUUAUGGUUGAGGAAGGAGAUGUUUUUGUUGUGCCGAAGUUUCAUCCUAUGGCUCAGAUGUCUUUCGAAAACAGUUCUUUUGUAUUUAUGGGGUAUAGCACUUCCUCAAAGACGAACCACCCUCAGUUUUUAGUAGGUCAGAGCUCGGUUCUGAAAGUAUUGGACCCGGAAGUACUUGCUGUGUCUUUCAACUUAAGUAACGAGACAAUUAAGGAAUUGUUGAAAGCUCAAAAAGAAAGUGUGAUAUUUGAGUGUGCGUCAUGUGCGGAGGGAGAGUUUGCAAAGCGUAUGAGGGAGAUUGCAGAGAGGAAGAGACGUGAGGAGGAAGAAAUUGAGCGAAAACGGGAAUAAGAGGAGGAAGCAAGGAAAACAGAAUAUAAAAGGAAGAGGGAGGAAAAGGAAGCUAAGAGACGAGAGGAAGAUAAGAAGGAAGAAACUGAGCGGAGAAGGAAAGAAGAAGAGGAAGCAAGAAAGAGAGAAGAAGAAAGGAAGAGGGAGGAGGAAGAAGCUAAGAGACAAGAGGAGGAGCGAAAGAGACGUGAGGAGGAAGCAGAACAGACACGAAAGAGAGAAGAAGAAAGGGAGAGAGAGGAAGAGAAAGCUAAGAAGCAAGAAGAAGAGAGGAGAAGACGUGAGGAAGAAGAGAAGGAGGCGAGGAAGAGAGAAGAAGAAAGGGAAAAAGAAGAGGAAAUAGCGAAGAAACGAGAGGAAGAAAGGCGGAGGAAAGAAAGAGAGGAGGUUGAGAGGAAGAGACGUGAGGACCAAGAGAGGAGGAGACAAGAAGAGAUGGCAAAGAGACGAGAGGAAGAGAGGCAGAGGAAAGAAAGAGAGGAAGUGGAAAGGAAGAAACACGAGGAAGAAGCAAGGAAGAGAGAAGAAGAGAUGGCGAAGAGACGAGAGGAAGAGAGGCAGAGGAAAGAGAGAGAAGAGGUGGAGAGGAAGAAACGUGAAGAGGAAGCUAUGAGGAGAGAAGAGGAGAGAAAGAGAGAAGAAGAAGCAGCUAAAAGAGCAGAGGAGGAACGAAGGAAACGAGAAGAAGAAGAAGAAGAGAAGCGGAGAUGGCCACCGCAGCCACAACCACCCUCCACUACCGGGGGAAAUAUGGUUGACGAGUCUUAAAAGCACAGAAACUUUCGUUUUUUUUAAUUUUCUUGAGUGU